AGGCAGGUCCCCAUGCCACCCCGUGGCCACUCCCCAGUUAAGUUAUACCGAAUAACAAGACAUUGACCCUAAACAUUUGCAAUUCAUUGUAUGAAAACUUUAGUACACUGUUACCAUGCCAUGCAUUAUACAGUUGAUAAUUAUUAGAUGCUGAACGACGCACUAAGAAUACAACGACCUCUAGCUUGGCGAGCUGGUUGCAAUAGCCUACUGGCUGCGUUUGGAACACAAGUCGAAGCCCCCAAGAUCGACCGUCAAGCCGUGUCGUUUAUUGAAGCCUGACUGAUUAGCUAGCUUGAGACUUAUACAGUGCUUUACAGUAGUCAACUGGCGUCGUUACUCGUUACUCUGUCAGCAGGGCAAAUCCGAAAGAAAUUUGUUUUUCUUCUAUAGUUUGUUUUUGGUUUGAUACCCGUUUUUAUUUCCCGGAUGGUAUUGGGUGUACCUGCAUGGUGGGCUUGCGGGAAAUUCUGAACUCUGUCUCUUUGGGAGAGGGACCUGGACGCCCGAAAAAAAAACAGACAUGGAAUCAGUCAAAUUUGGACUCUCUUUCCGCUGUUCUUUGGAUACCCCGCUAACAAUACUUCCCAUUUACCUGGCAUUGUCAACAGUCAAAGCGGCCGCGAUGGUUGCCCUGGAGACAGAUUGCCCCCUGGGCCACUUCCCCUGUGGCAACCUGAGUGCGUGCGUGGCGCAGGAGCGGCACUGCGAUGGGCAGCCCAACUGCCCAAAUGGGGCCGACGAGGAGAGCUGUGGGGACAACAGCGGAUGGGCGGACCUUUUUGACCAGACCGUCAAGAGGCUUGACCCGCAGUAUGUCCCCAGCCACUGCUUUCUGCAGCAGUUCCCAGACGGCUGCGCGUGCGCCAAAACCGAGCUGCAGUGCGUCCAAAUGAAUCUGACCGCGGUGCCUCAGGUGUCGAGGAACGUGACUUCCCUCUCCCUCAAGGGCAAUAAAAUCGGAAAGCUCCCUGAAGACGCCUUCAUCAAGUACACUGAUCUUCAGAGACUGUUUCUCCAGAACAACUGCAUUCGGACCCUGUCCAGUCGUGCCUUCAGGGGACUGUACAAGCUGCAGAAACUGGUACUCAGCCAGAACUGCAUCACAUUGUUAAGUUCCGAUGUGUUCAGAGAUCUCCACAGAUUGGACUGGCUAAUCCUGGAUGAUAACCCGCUGAAGAGCAUCUCUAAGGACACAUUCACCGGUCUCAAGAGUUUGUUCUUCCUGUCCAUGGUCAGCAGCUCCCUACAGAAGCUUCCCCAGGAGAGCCUCUGCUACCACAUGCCCUCGCUCAGCUGGGUGGACUUCGAUCGAAACCAGAUCCGGAGCCUGAACUUCUCCACGCUGACGACGUGCGACAACCUCACGGUGCUAUCACUGCGUGCCAAUCGAAUUACAUCACUUCCAGAAAAUGCAUUUCAGUCCCUAAGGAUUCUGCAGGAACUAGACUUGUCAGGCAACAGGAUCAGAGCACUGCCAUACAAAAUCUUCAAGGAUUUGAAGUCUCUCAAAAUACUAAAUGUGUCCAACAAUCCAUUGGUCCAUGUCCACCAAGGUCAGUUCGAUCACCUCGUCCAGCUUCAGUCCUUAGGCUUGGAGGGUAUCGACAUCCCGGACAUUCAGAUGCAAAUGUUCCUGCCGAUGAGGAACCUCUCCUUCAUAUAUUUCAAGAAGUUCCAGUACUGCUCCUACGCCCCGCACGUCCGUAAGUGCAGGCCCAACUCGGACGGGAUCUCGUCCUUCGAGGACCUGCUGGCCAACGUGGUCCUGCGGGUGUCGGUGUGGGUGAUGGCCUUCAUCACCUGCUCCGGGAACCUCUUCGUCAUCGGCAUGCGCACGGUCAUACGGGCCGAGAACAGCCUCCACGCCCUCUGCAUCAAGGUUCUGUGCUGUGCGGACGGCCUGAUGGGGGUGUACCUGUUGUUCGUGGGCGUGUUCGACGUGAAGUUCCGCGGCGAGUACAACCGGAACGCGCAGGCGUGGAUGGAGAGCGUGGAGUGCCGCACGCUGGGCUUCCUGGCCAUGCUCUCCUCCGAGGUGUCGGUGCUGCUGCUCACCUACCUGACGCUGGAGAAGUUCCUGGUCAUCGUCUUCCCCUUCAGCCACCUGCGGCCCGGCCGGCGGCAGACCGUGGCGGUGCUGGCGGCCGUCUGGCUGCUGGGCCUCUCCAUCGCCGCCGCGCCGCUGCUCAGCGACGACCUCUUCGGCAACUACUACGGCCGCAACGGCGUCUGCUUCCCGCUGCACUCCGAGCUGGGCGAGAAGCCCGCUGCCAGAGGCUACACUACGGGCAUAUUCCUGGGUGAGUCCCCCCCCCCUCCUCCCCUCCACCCCCUGCACUCCAAGCUGGGCGAGAAGCCCGCUGCUAGGGGCUACACCACGGGCAUAUUCCUGGGUCUGAACCUGGCGGCCUUCCUGGUCAUCGUGCUGGCCUACUCCAGCAUGUUCUACUCCGUCUACAAGACGGGCGUGAACGCCACCGACCUGCGCAGCCGGCUGCGCAAGGACGUGGCCGUGGCCAACCGCUUCUUCUUCAUCGUGUUCUCCGACGCCCUCUGCUGGCUGCCCAUCUUCCUGGUGAAGACGCUGUCCCUGCUGGAGGUGGAGAUCCCAGGGACCAUAACCUCCUGGGUGGUGAUCUUCAUCCUGCCCAUUAACAGUGCCUUGAACCCCAUCCUCUACACCCUGACCACCAGCUUCUUCCGCGAGCAGGGGGAGCAGCUGCUCUGCCACUGGCAGAGGCACACGGUCCUGAAGAAGGAGCGCAAGAGCCUGAGCAGCUCGGUCAUCUACGUGGAGGCCUCCCGCCAAAACUUCUACCACCGGGGCUACGUGCCCAGAGUACCCAUCCCGGAAGUGGACCCCAAGUGGACAUGAAGCAGGAGGGUGGAGAGAGAGAGGGAGGGAGGGAGAGGGAGAGAGAGAGAGAGAGGGAGAGAGAGAAGGAGGGAGGGAGAGGAGAGAGAGAGAGAGAGCGAGAGAGAGAGAGACAGAGAGAGAGAGAAACACCCCUUCUGUAAUACUGGUUAGAAAAGAAGCGGAACUCUGGAGGUGCUAUCUGAAUGAGCAGGCACAUCCUAUAACUGUGACCUGCAACACCCUCUUGUAUUUGGGGCCUCGCUGCCCCCCCUUCCCCCCCCCGCAGACCCAGAAGGACUGAGACACUUCCUUAGGAACAAGGGCUGUGAUAGGGCUGUGUAUGAACGCAUGUGUACAGGCAGUCCCCGGGUUACAAACCAGAUCCGUUCCUAAGUCUGUCUUUAAGUCGAAUUUGUGGGUCAGUCAGAAGAGGUACAUACGGUUUUUAUUUAGUGUCAGUUAGUCAAAUGUUUGUCUCAGUAUAUAGUAUAUAUUUUACUAUAUAUACUAUAUAUAAGCCGCGCCAUGUUUUCUUGAGCGUCACAAAGCAGUGCGUGCGUUCGUUAUUACGAACCAUUGUAUUUAACUCAAAUUUUUAAUAUAAUGGGCUCGGACGUUCUCGACCCAGGGACUGCCUGUAUAUGAAUACGUGUAUGUAGAGCAGCUACGUUCAAGAAGCUGCCAUUUUCUAGUGCAGGAUACCUUUAGGGGACGCAGUCAGCAGGAGUUCACACUUAGGGUCUCGUGAACGUUUCUUCUCCCAUUUCAGUUUUGGGACCGAGCCGGGGGGGGGGGCCUUGGGGAAGAUUGUGUUUUAAUCCCCAUCCAUCUGGAAGCCUUCUGGAACCGAAAGGGGGAAUGUGUUCAUUUUAUUACACAGCAUCGGUGUCUGAUGGAGAUUAGAUCACAAAAUGGAAGUGAAAAAAAAAAAACCAAGUGAUAUCCAACUGUGACACGCAACUGCAGAAAUAACCCUGCUGUUCUGUUCUGUUCUCGUCUUUUGACUCACCCAAGGCUGGUCUUCCGACUGCAGACCCAUGGGGAUGUAGCUCCAGUUUGAAUUUACCGAACAGAUUUGUAGAUUUGUAUUUGUGGUGAGCUAGAGCUUACAUUAAAUGUGCAUACCAGCAGACAGCAAGUUUUCAUAGCUUGAACAUUUGCACAAAUUAUUAUUCCUGGUCUUAUUUAUAAUACGUGUUAUAUUUCAGCUGUAAUCAACAUGACAGUGUCUGUUAUAAUAUGUACCUAUUAGUAUGUGUAUUUUUAUACCAUGUUGCGUAUCAUCUGUAAAAUUCAAAGCCUCUACUGAAAGAGUCCUGUUUUGGAUUAUUUUUUUGAGCCAAGGAUGAACAUACCAUUCCUGUCCUACUCAUGAACUCAUUCUCAAGGUCCAUUACAGUAAUAAGACAGCCAAUCAUGGUCUGUCUGUAAAAUACAGCAGACUGGAGCUUACCAGCUGAACAAACCUCAACCUCAUUGUCUGUGAUGUCAGCGUGCAUUGUGGGAUUCAUCUAUUUAUACUAAUAAAACAAACUGAACACGGA
Anguilla rostrata (American eel) is the source of this 4404-nucleotide messenger RNA. RefSeq names its product relaxin family peptide receptor 2b (gene rxfp2b). The coding region runs from base 524 to 2878 and encodes 784 amino acids. NCBI's taxonomy places the organism in Eukaryota, Metazoa, Chordata, Actinopteri, Anguilliformes, Anguillidae. The transcript is spliced from 18 exons. Gene Ontology annotation, molecular function: protein binding; G protein-coupled peptide receptor activity. Gene Ontology annotation, biological process: hormone-mediated signaling pathway; adenylate cyclase-activating G protein-coupled receptor signaling pathway; activation of adenylate cyclase activity. Gene Ontology annotation, cellular component: plasma membrane. The record is from RefSeq and is a predicted model, not a curated record.